Naegleria lovaniensis is the source of this 1098-nucleotide messenger RNA. RefSeq lists its product as uncharacterized. The record is from RefSeq and is a predicted model, not a curated record. The transcript is spliced from 2 exons. NCBI's taxonomy places the organism in Eukaryota, Heterolobosea, Eutetramitea, Acrasida, Naegleriidae. Gene Ontology annotation, molecular function: protein binding. Gene Ontology annotation, biological process: protein homooligomerization. Bases 1 to 1098 code for a protein of 365 amino acids.
AUGUCACGAUUACAAGGCCUCCAACAAGCGAUCAGACAGCUGAACAAAGAAGCAGAAACAUGGAAUGAAGAAAUGAUUAAAAGAGAAAAUAUGUUUUAUAAAAUUCAAGAACAAGCAAAAAAGUACAAUUUCAAAGAAGGUGAAAUUAUGAGGUUCAAUGUAGGAGGAAGAUCCUUUGCAGUUCUGAAAGAAACGUUGACACAAAGAAUUAAAAACUUUUCACGAGAGAGGGAUGAUCAAGAUGAAUACUAUGAACCUCACAUGUUAUCUAUAAUUGCAUCAGGAAUGCACACAUUGACUCUGGACAAGGAUGGCUCAAUUUUUAUUGAUCGAGAUGGAAAAUACUUUGGAUAUAUUUUGAAUUACUUGAGAUGUGCAGGAAUGAUUCAUAAUUUUUCAAUGCCACAAGACAAACAUGCCGUUGAAUGUAUUUAUUUAGAAGCUCGUUAUUAUAAUGUUCAAGGUCUGAUGGAUUACAUUGAAGAAGAGCAUGCUGAUGUUGUGGAGCAUCUCAACGAAGAAUAUUCAGUGAGCAUGUUUAAAGGAAGUCAAAUUCUAACAAGAGAUCAAGGUGUGAAACUUUGGAUUAUGUUGUCAGAUGUCAUUUCUCAAAAAACAAAGCCGUCACUGUUGUUUAGAGCUUCAAGAGAUGGUUUUAAUGCGUCACAAUUUCACAACAAAUGCGACAACAAGGGCGCAACGGUAACCAUCAUAAAAUCAUCUAAUGAUUGCAUCUUUGGUGGGUAUACUCCUCUUAAUUGGAAUUCCAACAACGCCCAUCAAUGCAAUAACCAAACCUUUUUGUUUAGUUUGGUGAGAAGUAAUGGAGAAAAGACAGCAGUGAAAAUUAAGAAUGACGGUCCACAACAUGGAAAUCAAUAUUCCAUCUAUGGUGUGGCAGGUUAUGGGCCAACAUUUGGUGGAGGAAACGAUCUUUUGAUCUGUUCUGACUUUUCAUCCAAUUCCAACAGUUGCAAUUUGGGACAUUCGUUUUCCUGCCCUAACGGAUACCAGUUCAACACCACACAAGCUCAGUCUUAUUUCACAGGAAGUCGAAACUUUACAGUCAGAGAAAUGGAGGUUUACCAAUUAACUUAA